Messenger RNA from Ictalurus furcatus (blue catfish), 2759 nucleotides. Its product is annotated as protein phosphatase 3 catalytic subunit alpha. Gene Ontology annotation, cellular component: cytosol; calcineurin complex; cytoplasm. The record is from RefSeq and is a predicted model, not a curated record. Lineage: Eukaryota; Metazoa; Chordata; Actinopteri; Siluriformes; Ictaluridae. The transcript has 14 exons. The coding region runs from base 322 to 1884 and encodes 520 amino acids. Gene Ontology annotation, biological process: calcineurin-NFAT signaling cascade. Gene Ontology annotation, molecular function: calmodulin binding; calmodulin-dependent protein phosphatase activity.
UUGACCAAUAAUCAGCGGUAGCCUAGAAGUGGGCGUGUCGAGUGCAGGCAGGUUCGGUUGCACUGCUCGUGAGGGAGGGAGGGGUUGGUUGGUGGUGGUGCUGUUUGAGAGACUCGCUACAGUAGAGCUGUAAAUCAGACUAGCUACAGUAACGGCGCUGAAAUUUGUUACCCUGUUGCAAGUAUUUCUGGCGAGCGAUAUCACUGCAGUCUCCCGUUUUGGGGAAAGAGUUGUUGAGCGAGGACUACAGCAACGGACCCUUUUUUAUAUACAUAUAAAUAAGAGAGAGAGAAAGGCGAGCACACACACAUUUGACUGGAAAUGUCUGAAAACAAACCGAAUGAUGAGCCGAAGUUGUCUACGACGGAUAGAGUUAUUAAAUCUGUCCCGUUCCCCCCCAGCCACAGGCUGACCGUGAAAGAGGUGUUUGACAGCGAAGGAAAGCCCAAAGUCGAUGUCCUCAAGGCUCAUCUGACCAAAGAGGGCCGUGUGGACGAGAGCGUCGCCCUGCGCCUCAUUGGUGAGGGAGCGGCCAUCCUGCGCUCUGAGAAGAACCUUCUGGACAUCGAGGCCCCUGUCACAGUAUGUGGAGACAUCCAUGGCCAGUUCUUUGAUUUGAUGAAGCUGUUUGAGGUGGGAGGAUCUCCAGCCAGCACACGCUACCUUUUCCUCGGCGACUAUGUGGACAGAGGAUAUUUCAGUAUUGAAUGUGUGCUGUACUUAUGGGCCUUAAAAAUUCUUUACCCCAAAACACUGUUUUUGCUGCGUGGGAACCACGAAUGUAGACAUUUAACAGAGUAUUUCACCUUUAAGCAGGAAUGUAAAAUUAAGUAUUCGGAGCGAGUGUAUGACGCAUGUAUGGAUGCCUUUGACUGCCUUCCGCUGGCCGCGCUCAUGAAUCAGCAGUUCCUGUGUGUGCACGGAGGCCUGUCCCCUGAAAUAACAAAUCUCGACGACAUAAGAAAAUUAGACAGAUUCAAGGAGCCUCCCGCUUACGGACCAAUGUGUGACCUGCUGUGGUCCGACCCGCUGGAGGACUUUGGCAAUGAGAAGACCCAAGAACACUUCACACACAACACAGUGCGAGGCUGCUCUUACUUCUACAGUUAUCCUGCCGUGUGCGAUUUCCUACAACACAACAACUUAUUAUCCGUCAUCCGGGCCCACGAAGCACAGGACGCUGGGUAUCGCAUGUACAGAAAGAGUCAGACUACAGGCUUCCCCUCGCUCAUCACCAUCUUCUCAGCCCCCAACUACUUAGAUGUCUACAAUAAUAAAGCUGCUGUGCUGAAAUACGAGAAUAACGUCAUGAACAUUCGGCAGUUUAACUGUUCUCCUCACCCCUACUGGCUGCCCAACUUCAUGGAUGUCUUCACCUGGUCCUUGCCCUUCGUUGGGGAGAAAGUCACUGAGAUGCUGGUAAAUGUUCUGAGCAUCUGCUCCAAUGAUGAACUGACUACAGAUGAGGAGAUUGAUGGACAGCUAAUAUAUGCCCCAAAGAAAGGUGCUACAGCCUCUGCACGCAAAGAAGUGAUCCGAAAUAAGAUUCGUGCCAUUGGGAAGAUGGCUAGAGUAUUCUCAGUGCUACGAGAGGAGAGCGAGAGUGUUCUGACUCUGAAAGGUCUCACUCCGACUGGCAUGCUACCCAGCGGUGUUCUCUCGGGAGGCAGAGAGAAACUCCAGAAUGCCAUCAAAGGCUUUUCGCCACAGCACAAGAUCACGAGCUUUGAAGAGGCUAAAGGCCUGGACCGCAUUAACGAGCGCAUGCCACCCCGGCGCGAUGCGCUGCCUUGCGACGCCAGCCUCAACUCUCUCAACAAAGCACUGUGCUCCGAAAGCAACGGCACCGAGGCCAAGGCCAGCAGCGGCAGUGCCAUCCAGUGAUUGUCCCCGCCCACACCCAGCCCAUGCUGUCAUCAGGCUCCUCCCUCUCUCUCUCCAUGCUACAGUCGGACAGACGAGUGCAGGGGGGCGGGCAUCGCGAGUCAGAGGGUAGGAGCAGAGGAAGUGAGGAUGGAGAGGGAGGUGAAGGGGAGAGCAGAGUUUUCAAACAUGAUUCAGAGUGACACUCUCUUAGUCUUUCGAUAUGCCUUUAAAAAUAUUUUGCUUGUAAAAACCAUGAAAAGUUCUUGCGGGUUCACUCUUUUCUGAAUGAGUAAGUGUGGGAAGUGUGCUCUCGGUUGUGGAUUGAGCAGCGCAGCAGGCAGAUAUCUUAUGUGAAAAGGCCUUUACUCAUUUACUGGUUAACAGAUUUUUUUUUUUUUCUUCGUGUGUGUAACUUCUUACUAAUUAUUGUAUGUUUACAAAAAAAACAGCACUAAAAUGGACAGAGCAUAAAGUUUUUAACAUGGAAAGGGUGUACAAACUAAAUAAGGACUAUUUAUUGAUACCUUUUUUGCUACUCUUAUAAACUAGCUCUAAAGUAAAUUAGGCAGUCUUAAAAGAAUGUUGCAACAUUGAAAUGCCAAAAAUGGAACGUUUUAUGGUUUUGUACAGAUUAUGCUUACCUCAGGUUUCUUUGGUGUGUGUGUGCUUUGAUCCUAUUUUCUGUAUAAUGGCUAAUUUGCUUGAUAGCAAGUACCCGCUUUCUUGGAGUUUAGAACUGGAAUUCGCACCUAUCAUUUGAGAAAUAUGUUUUGUUUUUUAUUCGAGAUGGGGAAUAGUUCUGUUGUGGCUUGCUGGAACUUCUGUGAGUGUUCAGUUUUCUUUUUAAGUAUUGCGAACAAACAAAAAAGUGAAAAAGUGUCUAUAUAUAUAUA